Messenger RNA from Hemicordylus capensis (graceful crag lizard), 6235 nucleotides. RefSeq names its product leucine rich repeat containing 3 (gene LRRC3). Gene Ontology annotation, molecular function: protein binding. The record is from RefSeq and is a predicted model, not a curated record. Bases 407 to 1192 code for a protein of 261 amino acids. The transcript is spliced from 2 exons. Lineage: Eukaryota; Metazoa; Chordata; Lepidosauria; Squamata; Cordylidae.
CAGCCAACAUUCCCCAUGAAUGGCUUUGUGUGCGACGGUAGGAAGGAAGGCGGGCAGCGGCAACAAGUGCUGUGCGCAGGCUGCAAGUCCGUGCUGUCAUCACCCUGGACUUCACCCACCCUCAAGUCCGGGUGUGGCAGGGAGGGGACCUUUGCACCCUUGGAGCUGAAGAAGCUCGGAACAGUCAAGCAAAUGGGACUCAGCUGAGCUCAGUGCAGGAGUUGCUUGCCUGCCUUUCUCUGCUAUGAAAGAAGUGUGUGGAUGGCUGAGCCAUGCCUGAGUCCACUGCAGACCAGCCCCCUGCUAUCUCCAGGAGGUACUGCAGGAAUUCCCAGUUCCAAGGACAGUAAGAAAGACUAACUUCCUUUGCCUUAGCAGCCAUGCAGGACUGCAGCCUACUGAUUGGAUGACCAGCAUGUUUCUGGCAGCCAAGCCAUCUAGGCCUGCACCACUGUACUGGUCUCAAGUUCUCUUCUGCCUCCUCUUCUGUGCCUCUUCCUGCUCCUGUACCUCCUGCCCUGAGCAGUGCCAAUGCACCAACUACUCUGGAGCAACAGCUGUCCUUUGCAGCGCUAGUGACCUGGAAGAAAUUCCAAAGGACAUCCCCAAAGACACCAUGUUUUUGAAGUUGGAUGCUAAUAAAAUUACUGCAGUCCCCAACAGCACAUUCAGACACCUCGCCCACUUACAAGAGAUAGACCUUUCCAGAAAUGCCAUUGAGAAGAUUGAUUCUGCAGCCUUCAAAGGGGUGGCUGAUGGCCUAAGGUUGCUUGAUCUCUCUGGCAACCACAUACAGAGAAUCCCAAAAGAGGCCUUGGUCAACUUGAAUGCCAUGAUUCGCCUGUCCAACAACCCCUGGCACUGUGAAUGUACUUUGCAGGAAGUCUUGUGGGAAGUGAAACUUGACCCUGAGUCAGUCAAUGAGAUCACCUGCCAAACAUCUGUGCAAGAGGAAUAUGCUGGAAAGCCUCUGCUCCAUAUCCUUGAUUCAGGCAUCAACUUUUGCAACAUGCACCAGAAAACCACUGAUGUUGCCAUGUUCGUUACCAUGUUCAGCUGGUUUACUUUGGUCAUUAGCUAUGUGGUGUACUACGUACGGCACAACCAAGAAGACACAAAGAAGCACCUGGAAUACCUGAAAUCCCUGCCUAGUACGCGAGUUCCUAAAGAGACUAUCAGCACCAUCCUGUAGCCCAGAUUGCAGGCUUUGAGCUGGACAGCCCAUUUUCUAAAGAAGAGAAUAUUGGUUGGGAUCUGGAAUGAUUUUUUUCUUACUACUUCCACAAGAACUUUUUAAAGAGUUUCUUUUUUUUUUUAAGGUUUCUGUAAAAGGAUAAAACAGUGCUUUGCUAUAAACAUAGUAAGAAUGUCCAAGUUAAGGUUUGCCAUGAUAUGAAUUACAUUAUGAUGAGUAGGGUCCCAGCAGAAACCAGACAGAGCUUUGUAAAGAAAGCUGCUUUUCCAAGAGAACACUUGGACAAUGGGACAGUUGACUGUAUGCCAGAGGUAUCCAAAAGAGACUUGAUUGAGGGGGAGAGAUCUGAAAGCUUCACAGUGGGUCCACUAGAAUCUUGACAAAAAUACCCAUGACAUCAUGGGAAGUUUGAAUAUGAUUGACUUUUGCAUGAGAUACUGCUAAAACAUUCUCAUGAAUGUUCAGAACCACACAAUGGUCUGCUUCCAAAUUUUGCAAGCAUGCACACACAGAUCAGUGAAAUUUAACAGGAUGUGUGUGCAGUGUGUGCGUGUGUGUGUGUUGCCAAGAUGAAGAGGGUAUGUAUUUCCCUGGGCUUCCUCACUACAUUGCCAAUGGAGCCUCCACCUUUUUACUCUCUUUCCUCUAUUAGCUUAACUUUUUCAUUGCUGCCACUGUUAAGGUGGGCCCCGGAGAGCAUCUGAGAGGGCAGUGUGAGUGAAUAUAUAUGCACAACAAUCAUGAAGAGGUUUCCUCCUAGGAAAGGAAAGGAGGAAGCAUGACUGAGAUGGCAAAUACCUAUUUCUAAAUUUGCCAAUUGCAAAUUCAUUCCUCAAGAACUGGUCCUCAGAUGUAGCUGGCCUGGAGCUGGGUACAACUGAAAGGCAAGGUAUAAACUAAAUGUAUAAACAAGCAAAUGUAUAUGGCAGUGGCAACUCCCUAAGCCCAAGCUAAUGAAAAUGCCUAGCUGACAGCAAACUUAAUGGUUCAAAAAUAAACGUUUUAAUAAAUGUCAUUUGAUGAAAAAUAAACAUCAAGAAUGAAAAAUUCUGAAGUAUUAGAACUAAAGAAUCAAAACCUCAACUGCCACAGAUGCCUUAUCUGUGGUCCACAGCUUACCAUUCUCCAUCCUUCCGUGUUCUCGAUGCCAAAUGGGUAUAGUUGCAUAUAUUUUUUUCUGGUUUGAUUGUUUUUCUGGUUGUGUCUACCAGAAUAUAAUUCAACAGUGCUCCAAUAACUGCAACACAGAUUUACAGGAUUUCCUGGACACUAAAAUGGACAGUCUCACUUAGGGCCUUUUCCAGAUGAUCAGUUUAGGUACUCACCUGCUGCUCAUUUGCUGAGUGGGAUCCAGAUGUCUCCUGUAAGGUAGCGCUCUGGUUGUGUGAUCUCACUUUCCCCCAAACUCAAGCUGCAGUAUUUGCUACUGGGAAAAUGUGAGUCCAGCUAGCCUACACACUGCUAUUGUGACGGACGUAUAGAAUUUGGUUGCAUAUAUCCAGCGUUUAUUGAAUAGUGCCUGUGAUAUGAUGAGGCUGUUCACAAGAGCAGCCCCUACCCAGGCUUGGGGAGCCCUACCUGAGUAAAGCACUGGGAUUGGGGCCAGUCCUGGUGGUGCCUCCCCUCUUAGCCUGAGGUUUUUUUAGACCUGGGUUGAAGGGUGCAAGUGCGCCCUUUACCCCAGGUCUGGGGUCAUGUGUAUGCUUGGGUUGCAUACGUAGCACCGGACCUAGAGCGCCCCACUUGAGGAGAAGAUAAGCAGAAAAAAAUGCACAAGAAAUUGUGCACGGAAAAAACCCCACUGUCAUAAAUGCCCAAACGGAAAAAUGCCCCACAUAGAAAAAUACACACCUAUAGUAAUUUGAAAUGUGCAAAUUUUUUAUGUUGUUAUCUAUAUUUUAUUGUUUAUUGUUGUUGUUAUCUAUAUUUUAUUUUGUUAUCAAUAUCUUAUGAUUAAAAUAUUUCAUAUUCAUAUGCUCUUGAGUGCAAAGAGUGAAAGGGAAAAUACAUGAAAUAAAAGUGAACAGUUUUUAUCAACAAACUUUCAAUUUAUUUAAUUUACAAUUUGUCAACCUUUUUAAUGUCGGUAUGAAGUAUUUUUUUAAAGUAAAGAAAGAAAAAUAUUAUUUUAAAUUAAAUUAUGUAUGUAUUAAAUUAUGUAGGGGCAGAGCACAAGACCCCAGGAGAUCAAAUCAGGCUGCUGCUGCUUGCUGCUGCUCCCCCUGCUGGGAAACAGCUGGAAUAGCAGCAGAAAGUUAAGCUAACCCUUUUUAUGAAGCUACUGCUGCCCAGGAACUGCCAAUCUGGAUCCAAAUUCACAGAGGGUGCAACUGCACCCUUGCACACACACACACCCCCGGAUCCUCCCCUGGACUGGCACCCCGAUAGUGACUCAUUCCGAACACAUCAAGGAAAAGACAUUACUACGCUCCAAUGCAAGGAAUUUUCUGUGUGGGCUUUUUUCCAUGUGGGCAUUUUUCAGUGUGAGCAAUUUUACGUGUGGGCGUUUUUCGGUGUGAGCAAUUCUCCGUGUGGCUAAUUUUCCAUGUGGGCAUUUUUCGGUGUGAGCAAUGUUCCAUGUGUGCAUUUUUCUUGUGUGCAUUUAUGACUGGGUUUUUUUCUGUGCACAAUUUUCUUGUGGGCUUUUUUCAUGUGCGUUUUUUUCAUAGAACUGAGGAGAAUCUCUAGAUGCACCGUGUGAGCAGCAGGGAGGCCAGGGCUCAUUUUCCCGGCCUUCAGAGCAGUGUGGAUCGUGUGGGUAUGCAAGCUGUGUGCCACACAGUGUUUCACUGAUCAUCGGGGCGGGGGGAGGUAGGCCCAGCUCAGUUUUAGCUUGGUCAAGCCAGACCCAAUUUGAGUUCAAACUGAGCCAGCUAGACCGGCUUGGAGCUAUACUGGUAAAGCGGAACUCUCACCAGAUUCUCCAUUACUAGUACGGGGAAGGGGUGGGGCUUUACUAAGUAUAAAGGGGGCAGGAGGGGAGUAAAAAUACUUAUAAGUACAAGCUACUGUGGUAGCAGCAGCUCCCCCACACCCCCACCAGCAUCCCCCUACAUAGCCCGUCCCAGUUCAGGCCCGUUUCGUACCUCUACACAGGCCUGGAGGUCACUAAAAUGGCCUCCAUGCCUAGAGGUCACUAAAAUGGUUUCCACGCCUGCGCAGAACUGGGGUGGGCUACUCAGUGGGAGGCUGCUGCCCCUGCGCCCACUACUACAGUGUGGCAGUACAUGGGAAGUACGUUUCUACUCUGCUCCUGCCCCCGCCCCCUCUAUAUUUAGGAAAGCCCCCUGCCACUGCCUGUGCUGGUAAAGGGGAAUCCUCACCAGAUUCCCCUUUAGCAGUAUAGCUCCGAGCCGGCUUGGUUUGAACCGGGCCCGGUUUGGCUUGAACUUGGCCAAGGCUGAUCUGGUUCAACCCCCAACCUGUCAUGCCGUCUCACACACCCCUAGAGCAAUCAUCCAGCACUUUAAAAAAAGAAAAGAAAAAGCAAGCUGUGAAUAGAAGUAAGGCUUUUCCCUUGGCAGGAAGGCUACCUACAUCCAUUACAUGUUGUUGAUGCUGGAUCAGGGUUACAGCAAGUAUAGCACUAGAGAUAUGGAUAGAAUCUGGGUUUUAUUAUUGUCUGUAAAGCUAGUCAUAAAGCUUAUAAGGAGUGUGUGCUGAAGCUUAAAAGCUGAUCUAAGCAAUCAAGUGUUUUUCAGCAAUACUCACACUCUAUAGCCCUGGAAAAGGGAGCCAGACCAGAAAUAUAUCUUCAAGCUAUAUCAAUGUAGUACUUACAAGCAAGGAAAAAGAAGUAGCAAGUUUUGAAGAGAUAAUUUUGCUCUGCAUUGUGUUACCAAGGCAACAGAUACCUACAGCAAUAUUUAGCAGAAAGCCUGGACUUCUUCACACAUUACUUUCCUCCUUUUUUGUUUAUAUCAAAGUUUUUAACUAUGUAUCUCAAAAUGUAAAUGUCAGUCUCCUUCUCUUUGGGUACAUGAACUGCAGUUAUCAUGGAAAUGAGAGGCUUGAAAAGGAGCUCAAUGUUGCCCAAGUUCCCAAAUCGUCAUGUAGAACAUAUUUUAUAGUUAAUGGCCAACAGCCUUACUAAUGAAGCAGCAGUGCAACAUUCCAAACUAAGGCUAUCCUGGUGCACACAGGAGAGGAAAGUGAUCUCUUUCUUCUGCAGCUGCCUGCGCCAUCAAAAAAUACAUCCUCAACUGCUCCCCCUGCCACCCCAUGCCUUAGUCUGCAAUGCAAUACUGAAUGGUACUUUGUUAGUCAGGAUGUCAGCCUCUGAAAAGUAAUGACUGUCUAUUUUAGACAGACUAUUUUAGAUAAUAAGGCUCUCAUGAGCAGCCAAAACCAAGUUAAGGCACUUAAAAAUGGGCUUGGCUGCCCAUGGGAACCACUGGUAGCUGCUUGGCUAUCGGCGGUGCCUCAGCGGCAAACCUGCCUAGGGAGUCCACCCCUUCAAUGAGGAUAAGGGAGCAAGCACUCCCUUAACCCCAUUUAAUUGAACAUGUCUCCAUGCCAGCUGCUUUCAGCCGGUGCUGCAACACUGAUGGGUGCCCAACCAUCACUGAGGGGAUGCCCACGAUGUAUUAUGCAUGCAUGUAGUGCAUUGUGGGAUUUCUGGGGGCUGGGAGGACGCAUCCUGGCCCCCCAGACCUCUGCACUGCCAGGGGCAGUGGCAGACCAUCUGGGUCUGAGAUCCAUGCACCCAGAAAUGUCUUGGUGAUUGCCUGAGGGAAAGGUAAGGUUAUGCACCCUCCCUCCCUGCCUGCCCUCCCAAAUGGUUGUGUGAAUGAGCCCAAUGAGUCACAAAUCAAAGCCCAACUAUGGAAUUGUUAGAAUUCUAAGGCAUUGCUAUUAGCACCACAGUAACCUCUUCUGGCCACUAGAGGCAUGAUGAGGUGUUAAUAGGUCUGUCUUGGUCAGUUAAGAGUCAGGUUCAGCUGUUGUUGAAAGCUAGUGCCUGUUUGUAUGUUGUUCAAUGGCUCUCUCCAUAUGUGAUAUUUUAAUUUCUUAAUAAAUCUUUAAUUAUUUUGAACUCAA